AUGAUCGGGCGCCCGGCGUCUGCGUACGGCUCCGCCGUCGCCGCCGCCCGGGACGCGAGCCUCCGCCUACGGCACCAUGGACAAGGGCGAUCGCCGCCGGCGAGGUGUGCACGGCGCCGCACCCCUCCCUCGACUCCCGUCCCGGAGUUGCGAGAGGCUCCCCUUCACCGCCUCCACCUGCGCCGCGCGACACGCUCUUCGCCCCCGCCGUCUCCGCCCACCGGGAACGUCCUCUCCGCCUCCGACGAGCGGGCGGACCUCCUCCUACUUCCCUUCCACGCGAUGGGCGGCUCUCCAUCGCCGUCCUCGCGUCCUGGUCCUGCAUCCGCCUCCGCGGCUCUCGACCGCGCCAUCGGCAUGGCGCUCUCGCCUUCAUCCUCGUCCCCACUACGGAGGAGGCCCUCCACCGCCGCCGUCCCUGUCGUGAGACGGGAGGUACAUUUCCCACCGCCGCCGUCCCUGCCGCGCGGGGAGCUCUCCUCCGCAUCGGCCUCCAUCACGCGGGAGGGUCUGGACCGCGCCAUCCGCGGCCUGGCGUCGCAGGAGGCUCUCCAGGGACGCCGUCAUUGCCGUGAGGCACCAUCUCCGCCCCCUUCCGUCCCCGCCGCGCCCCUCAGCAUCGUCCUCCAUCGCGCGGGAGGCUCUGGACCGCGCCAUCCGCGGCAUGGCGUCGCAGGAGGCUCUCCAGGGCCGCCGUCAUUGCCGUGA
Lolium perenne is the source of this 708-nucleotide messenger RNA. The record is from RefSeq and is a predicted model, not a curated record. Lineage: Eukaryota; Viridiplantae; Streptophyta; Magnoliopsida; Poales; Poaceae.